Molecule: messenger RNA, 2988 nt
Organism: Zea mays
Lineage: Eukaryota; Viridiplantae; Streptophyta; Magnoliopsida; Poales; Poaceae
Exons: 2
Coding region: 251-1513 (420 amino acids)
Source: RefSeq, a predicted model, not a curated record
AAUCAAAACCGUGUCACAAGUACCGUUGAUUCUUUGCUUAUCGCUAAAAAUCUUGCUUCAAAAAUAUUUGAGAUUUUCGGUAAAAAAAAGAGAGAAAGAAAAAGAAAUUAAAAUUGGAAAAAAAUCUCUUUAUCUUUAUCCCUUGCCGCCCAGCCGUUCUCUUUCCCCUGAUCUUUUUUCUGAAGCCGCCGCCCUCCCCUGCUUUCUUAUCUUCUCCCUGCCGUGCUCCUCGCUCGACCUUGAAGCUUCCAUGGCCGCCGCCCUGCCCUGCCCCUCCAGUGCCACGUCCGGCUCCCUGACUUUCCGCGCGCCCAUCUCCGCGACCCCGCCAUGGAGCUUCCCCGCCACUCAGCUCAGAGUUCCCUCGGCUCGGUCCCAGUUCCCUGUGCGCGCGCUCCUUCCUCCUGCUUGGAUCCGGCCAUCGUCUCUGGUAGCUGGCUGCGCCCCUCAAGCUCGGCCAGGGAGCUUCCUUCCUCCCUCGCCCGCGGCUCCCUCAUGGCGCCUAGGAUCUCCUCCCCAUCUCCUGGAUGCUCGGCGCCCAGCCCCAGCACUCGCCCUGCCGCCCUCCCUGAUCCCCAUGCCCGAACUCGCCCUCAGCCAUGGCGGGUGCGGCCGCCACCUCACCCAUGGUUCUCGCUGCGCCCCUCUUCAAGCUGGCAACUCCACCUCGAAGUCCGUUGCGCGAUCCUGCUUCUCCCUUGGCUCACGCACUCGAUUUUCCUGGUGCCGCGCCCUGCUCCAUCCGCGCGUCCCUGGCCCCGGCAUGGAACUCGCCCAGUUUGCGCGCCGAGCUCGGCCUCUGCAGCUCUGCUUCUCUUGCGUUGCGCCAGCCCCCGGCGCUGAGGUUCCUCCAUGGCUGCGCCUGGUCUUUACUUGUACUCGGCUCUGCCCUCUACUCCAGCUCGCCCCCUUAUUUGUUCUCGCCGUUGGGCCGGGUCUGCUUGGCCGCCGCGCCCGUGCCAAGCUCCCUGUGCGCGUAGCCUUGCCCCUGUGCUCGCCGUGGCCGGUUCCUUGUUCGCGUCGCGGUUCUCUCCUAGCUCCCUGUCGUGUGCUCGCCCGAUCAUACGCUCGCUCUGCUCGUCCAUGCCGCCUGCUGCGCGUGCGUCUACUCCGUCCGGUCGGUGGUCUACCCCUGCGCACGGCCUCUUGCACGCUAGGAUGGCUCGUCUCUGCUGGCCGGACGUCGAUCUCCUAUUUGCCAUGGACAACGCAUCGACGCCCCAUUACCGUCGCCCGUCGUAAAACUCUAGUGCUUGUCAUUGAUAUCCGGUCAUCUCCAACCUUUGUCUUACUGUCGUUCAGUCACCCCGUUUCGAUGUCGGUCCCUACGAGAUGCCUCCGAAUUGUGAUCGCGCGGACAAAAGAAUCCCCAAGAGAAGAUGUCAAAAGAUUGGAUGGUGGUGUGCGUGAAGUUCGUGUAGCACCUUCCAAACGUUCGACAAAUUGUUUGAAUCGGAAAAUCAUUACUGAUAUCGUGGAUUCGAGUCAGCUAUUGGAACGGUAUGAUAAUUAAUCGCGUGACGCGGAAGGCGACCCAAGUCGACCCAGGAUAAUGCAGAGAUUGGACAUCUCCGCAAGACGACGUCGUCAGUCGGAUCAACCUGAAGAUGGAUAGACGAAGCAAGUAUCGGAACAAAGGAGAGUCGUCAAGUGAUCGACGUCUAACAACACUAACCUAGUGUUACCCAAGCAAGCCCCGGUGCAUUUGCCACCUCCUUGCUGUUUUAUAAUCUUUUAUCACCUUGUUUGAUGCAUUAGGUGAUAGGAGUUGUGUGCUAAACAAUUGAUGCAUUUUCUUUCUUGGAAAAUUGAUUACCCUUCCUUGAUACCCUUUUGAAAAGAAUUUUAUGAUGCUUAGCCUUGCUUUAGCAAACAAUAAUGUUUUGUUUUAAAACAAAAGUGAUGUUUCAGUGGGUGGGAAUGUUUUCAAAAAUAAAACUUGAUGGUGAAUCCAUCAUGGCCGUGAUGGGUUCAACAUCUGAAAAGAUGUACCUCUGUCAGGUACCAAACUUUGGGUUUUAAAUAAUAAAGCUAAGACCGGGCGGUUGGCUUGCACGAGAAGGAAGUCUCGGUGUAGUGCCUCCAUCUGAGUCGAUUAAGGACCGUGUCGAUGUAGGCUUGCUGAUUGAGGACCUUUUAACUGGUCACAUGCCUCGUCAUGGAUAAGCUUUGCCUCGGGCAGACUAUUACCAGAAUAGGACAACACACAAUGGGAGUGGAGAGAUGACGAGAGUAGCGUGUACCCUCCGUGGCAAGAGGCUGGACGGUGGUGUAUCUGUGCUCUCGGUUGGCAUGAACCCGAUCUGGUCUUAAGAAACCCGAUGGCGAGUUGACAUAUGCAAGGGUUAAGUGCUACAUAUGUCGUGUGAUUGGAGAUCCCCAGCUGUGUAUUAAUCGAUUUGGAUCGCCGUUACUUCUCGGAUAUGAAGACUUGGUCACUGCCCUACACGUAGCAAUCCAGUGAACUGAAAGGAUGAUAAAAAGACGGCUAGUAUAGGCCAAGUGUUUAAACUAGGGUAGAAAGAACUCUAGAUGCAGGUAACUUUACUUAACCUGACAAGUAAAAAUGGAUUUUAAGGAUCCACUCAUAGUAAGCUUUUCUGCAAACAGAGUCUUUGAUUCUUGAUAAGCCAUACCUUGACUCCCUCAAACCAGCAUACCCUUGAGAGUCUUUUCUUUAGUCGGGUAAGUCUUGCUGAGUACUUGCGUACUCAGGGUUUUAUUCCCUGUUGUUUUUCAGGAUAUAACUUUGUGCUGCUGUUGAUGGUGUUAAGUGCUGGUGGGCUCGACCUUCUUAUAAGUCUAAGUAACUCUCCUAUACUUCUUAUUGAGGAUUGUCACUUAAGCUAGCAUAUAUUUCAAAACUAUAAAUAAUUUAUAACAAUUCAAAGUUAAUUCUUUGAAUCGCUUUUGUAAUCACUUCGAUCAUGUACAAUGUAAACUUGAUGCAACUUGUAAAAUUUGGUAAUAAGAUUUCCGCUGUAAAUU